Messenger RNA from Alternaria ventricosa, 942 nucleotides. RefSeq lists its product as uncharacterized. Gene Ontology annotation, biological process: phytol metabolic process. The transcript has 3 exons. Bases 1 to 942 code for a protein of 313 amino acids. NCBI's taxonomy places the organism in Eukaryota, Fungi, Ascomycota, Dothideomycetes, Pleosporales, Pleosporaceae. Gene Ontology annotation, cellular component: peroxisome. Gene Ontology annotation, molecular function: trans-2-enoyl-CoA reductase (NADPH) activity. The record is from RefSeq and is a predicted model, not a curated record.
AUGGCCAACAACACGAAUGGAAGUGGAGUGAGAGAUGCGGGCAUCACGGAUUCGGAGCAUUUUUCGCCGUACAGAGCAGAUGGGAAAUUGUAUGGCUUCGUAUGCGUAGUAACAGGCGCAACACAACCCGUAGGCAAAGCAAUCGUCGCUGAACUCGCCGCCCACGGCGCAGCCUGCAUAUACGCGUGCUCCUCCCUCCCCUCGGAACCCUACGCCUCACUCGCCGACUCAAUAAACACCCAAUACCCCAACACAAAAGUAAUCGGCUACCCCUACAAGAUCAACUCGGAAGAAGACACCCUCGCCCUCAUCGACGACGUGCUAAACUCCUGGGGCCGGCUUGACGUCUGGACAUCUUCUACCGGUCUCCUCGGCCCGCCGUCCAUCAAUCAAACAGGCCCAAAGGAUCUGUACGCCGCGUUUGACACAAACGCCAUGCCGGCUUUCUUCGCGCUCAAGUACGCGCCGGCUGCUAUGCAGAAGACGACGCCGAAAGGGAGUUAUCCCAAUGCUGCGCCGAAGGAUGUUCCGUAUGGGAGUAUUAUUGUUGUGACUAGUGUUGCGGGGACGUAUGGGGGGUGUUGGGCGCCUGCUUUUACUAUGGCGUCGCAUGCUGCGCUUGGUGUUGUGCGCUCGGGGGUUUUGGUGCUCAAGGGGACGGGCGUGCGUAUUAAUGCUAUUACGGCUGGGCAGAUUGAUGUGGGUGUUGAUCUGAAGGAUUGUGGGGUUAAGGAGAUGGCGCAGGGCCAGUUUCCGCCUGCUGCGUUGCAGGGUGAGGAGAGUCAGAAGAGGACGAUUGGGCUGGAGAGGGCGGGUAGACCGGAGGAAGUGGGAAGGACGGUUGGAUUUCUGGCGAGUGGGUUCAGUAGCUAUAUUACGGGCGCUGAGUUGAGAGUUGAUGGCGGGGCGGGGGUUAUGAACCCUAUCACUGUUCCUGUUUAG